CUGAAGUUCUAACAAACGAAUUCUCUCACCGACAACAUGAGUGGACGCGGCAAAGGAGGCAAAGGACUCGGAAAAGGAGGCGCGAAGCGUCACCGCAAAGUUCUCCGCGAUAACAUCCAGGGAAUCACCAAGCCCGCCAUCCGCCGUCUGGCUCGCCGCGGCGGAGUCACGCGUAUCUCCGGCCUCAUCUACGAGGAGACUCGCGGUGUGCUCAAGGUGUUCCUGGAGAACGUCAUCCGUGACGCCGUCACCUACACCGAGCACGCCAAGAGGAAGACCGUCACCGCCAUGGACGUGGUCUACGCUCUCAAGAGGCAGGGCCGCACUCUGUACGGCUUCGGCGGUUAAACUCUGGAACCUGAACGCAACACGACACUGAACAACCCAACGGCUCUUUUAAGAGCCACACACCGAGUCUGUAAAGAGCUGAUCAUCUUGUUAGUUUUGUUUAGUACGCUAAUCAAAUAUCACAUCAUUAAUAUAAAUACAGUUUAUAUGGAUUUAUGAGAAAUGUGAGAAACUUGAUAUACACGUGGUGCUGUUCGGCGGUUAAAUCUGGAACCUGAACGCAACACUACAAAUGACCACAGCCGCACACAUACAAAGAGCUGAUCUUUGAUGAAAAUUAGUUAAAUAUUUAAGUUCCUUUGUGAGAAGGAAACACUUAGCAACUAUUUCUGCUGAUUUAAUGAAGAGCUUAAGUGAGAAUGAGUUCAUUAUUCUCUUCUGAAACAAGUGAAAACGUAUAAUUAGGUGUUUAUUAUUUGUAAUUCUUCUCCCCUGUGAUUGAUAAGUCUGCUUCAAUGACUGUGGCCACGUUUUUCGUUAAUAACAAGCUCUUUAAACCUCUUAAUUCUUAAAUAUUGUGAUAAAAUUAAACUGUUCACAAGAACCAAAACUUUCUUUAAAAUAAAUUAAAGAUAAUCCAAGUGUUACAGUUGCCCCAGUAUAAGUGUAAUGCAUUUUUUAUGUAUUAAUAUUUAAAUAUGCAAUAGUAUUUGUUUAAUCAAAUCAUUUUUGAUUAAACUUUUAUCACGUCAUUUUGACCAGUUCAUAUUCUGCUUUUAUUUGCACAUUUUCCUUUUAAUCACCUCACUGUUUUAACA
Solea senegalensis (Senegalese sole) is the source of this 1106-nucleotide messenger RNA. Its product is annotated as histone H4-like. The coding region runs from base 37 to 348 and encodes 103 amino acids. The record is from RefSeq and is a predicted model, not a curated record. Gene Ontology annotation, biological process: nucleosome assembly. NCBI's taxonomy places the organism in Eukaryota, Metazoa, Chordata, Actinopteri, Pleuronectiformes, Soleidae. Gene Ontology annotation, cellular component: nucleosome. The transcript has a single exon. Gene Ontology annotation, molecular function: DNA binding; protein heterodimerization activity; structural constituent of chromatin.